Periophthalmus magnuspinnatus is the source of this 4681-nucleotide messenger RNA. RefSeq names its product CUB domain-containing protein 1. Lineage: Eukaryota; Metazoa; Chordata; Actinopteri; Gobiiformes; Gobiidae. Bases 143 to 3382 code for a protein of 1079 amino acids. The record is from RefSeq and is a predicted model, not a curated record. The transcript is spliced from 12 exons.
GGAAGUGCUAACAAACUGUCAGCUCCCGACGAGGCUGGUCCGGGGAUGUGAGGGAUUUCUGCUUCGAAGACACCGACACCAUGCUCUGAAGUGUCGUAUCCACCACUUUUCCAGCUCAAACGAUAGAUUUUUUACGUUUGCAAUGCGGUUUUAUUGGAAUAUAGCGCUUUUUGGACUGGUGCUGCUAGCUGUCCUGCGCGCAACAGAUGGCUUGGAAACAGUGGUGCGCCCCAACAAUGGAUCCUUCGUGACCAUUUCCACCGUUCAGUCAGAGUGUACAGUGUGCGAGGUCACCGGGGUAAAUGCCACCGAGACGACCUGCCACCAGUCCCGCUCCCUGACCCCUGAACAGGAAGUGAAGCUACAAUUCAAAUGCUCAAAGCCCAUAGAGCAGGCUUUCUCUGUCGCCAUCACACACACAAUUGACUGUACCAAAGACUCCUGCAGCCCUGUGUCUGCAGCAGCUCAAGACCUCCUCUCAGAUCUCCCCCGCGUUUAUAAUUGGGAGCUCACUGCACCUCCAAAGACCAGCGUGAGACUGGACCCACAGGGAAAAGGACUGUCUAAAACCAAAAAGCCUUGUCCAGACGGGGUUCUGCUGUCCCUGUCCCAGUCCCAGUCAAAGUCCGGCCCGGAGGAGCUAUUCUGCAGAGGAGGUCCGAUUGAGGUGCUAGAGGUGACGAAUGGAGCGAUUGUGCAACUUGUAGUGGAUCCAAAGACAACAGUGCAGCCGGUAGCAUUCACAGCAGUGCCUUUAAAGGGCAGAACAAUGGAGGUCAGUGUUGGUCCCAGGAGAGAGGUGGUCCUAACCCGAAAACCAUCGGACCCUGAGUGUGACGUGUGCACUGGGGGUGACUGCAGCAACACAGAGAGGACCAUAACAAAUGCAGACAAAGUUCAGUUGGAGUUCAGCUGCUCCAAGCCACAAGACGUCUACACCGUCAAGAUCACAGAAAACAUAGAGUGCACAGAGUCAUCUUGUACCCCUGAUGCUGCAGAGAUUGACCUGGAUCUCUUCAAGGGCUUCAAACGAACCCUAACAUGGGACAUCAGUUUACCCCCAAAAACUGUCCUAACUCUGGAUUUCCCCGAAUCAGGACUAGAAGAGACUUCUGGCUCCUGUCCCGAUGGUUUUCAAUACUUUAUCAGCUCCAGUAAAAGUGAUGGGACCCCCAUAAAGAGCAGUUACUGUCGCGGUACCUCUCUGUCUUCUCUUUACCAAUCCGGACAAACUAACAUCAUUCUGGAAGUGUCAAAAGAUCAAGACCUGCCCCUGACACUGUUCAGGGCCAACGCUGCGAAAAGAGGAAGUCGAAUGCUCACGGUAACCACAGACCCAGACACAAAGGUCACGAUCAGACGCGACCCCCACGGCCCGGACUGUGACGUGUGUGUGACCAAAGACUCCAAACAGACAUGCACCCACAAACAGGUGCUGAGGGACCCCCGAAAUGUGACUGUGGAGUUCAGCUGCAAGACCCCCCAGGACUAUUUCACUGUCGAGAUUAUUAGGGACGUCGACUGUGCAAAGACCUCUUGCUCCAGCGACAUCCUCCAGACAGAGUACUCCAUGUUCCCGAACUUUAACCGGACUUUCAUCUGGGACCUCAAAGUGGUCCCGACCCAGGCUUUCCAGCUGAACUUCCCUGAACCCGGAAUGAGACAGAUCCCAAACAAGCACUCCUGUCCGGAUGAGCACACCUAUUCUGUGGUCACUUAUCUGCGAACGGGACCUGCCACCAUCGGGACGUUCUGUAAGGAGGGCGCUGUGUCCUCUGUUCUGGUCCGGUACAAGGGGCGUAUGUUUUUGGAGGUGCCUGGAGACCGAAAGCUGGACCCUGUGGACUUCAAAUUCAGCCAUGGGCCUCAGACUGACAUUUUGUGCACAGUGGACCUGUCGACACAGCAGUCAUUGUCACUGCAGAUUGAGAAGGUGGGCUCUGAUCCAAACUGUGAGAUGACCCUUGACUCUAAACUCCAAACAAAGAUAAAUGUGGCAUCAGGAACCAAAGGGAAACUGUCUUUUCUGGACUGUCCCAAUGAAGAUUUGCAGCUCACGACCACUCAAGUGAUAGAAUGCCAGGACUACUCCUCUUGUCCCGAAUACCUUCUCACCACCCCAAAGCUGGACUCCUGUUUGCCUAUGCCCCUCCACAGCGCCACCUGGAAAAUCGUCAUGCCUGAAGACGGCACUGUGGACCUGGUCUCCCCUACCGGGACCCUCAAGCAGUCUCUGGUGGGACAGGAGUGCAGAGGGCCUGUAUCUUUGCACCUGGAGGAGAGCGAGGGUGUAUCUAUGGGGGACUUCUGUUUUAACGGUCCCAUUCAGAAAGUCCAGGCCCACACCAACAUCUCUAUAACAGUCAAAACAAAUGACUUAAAAAAAUACAAGGGACACUUCCUCAAUGUGUCCUUUAGCCCAGAGAUAUCAGAGACCAUGAUCUACCGAGUGACCCCUGACCCCACAGCCCCCAGCCUCCUGGGGACCCCCAACUGGCCAAGGGGGAUGAGUCGAUCCUCCACCGUCUCCUGGAUCAUGACUCUGCCCAGAAACUACCAGGCCCUGCUCCACUUCCCUAAUGUGAGCCAACCCAAAUGUGCGGACCGCCACACCAGUAUCACAGUGCAGAUGCUCGGAUACGAAGAGGAGCUGAUGAGCCGAAGAGAGGAUGAAAUGAUGGACGAAAAACUGAUUGUGCCCUACAGUUUUUAUUUAAACAUGUCCAACUGUGUGCCAGAGGAGGGAGACUUUGGAGCAGUGACUAAAAUCGUACUGCAAAAGAAAAGCAAUCUCUUGGCCAUUGUUCUGGGAAUUGCUGGGGCGCUCCUCCUGCUCCUCAUUAUUCUGGUGGUUGUCUGCGUCAUGGUGAAGAAAAAGAAGCAGAAGAUGUCUAAUGAGUCUUCCAUCUACAUCGGAAAAGGCAACAUCUUCCGCCCGAGCGACCGCACGUUUUCCAAAUCUCGUUCAGACAACGAUUCUCAUGUUUACGCCUCCAUCGAUGAGACCCUCACUUAUGGGCAUCUCCUUGGGGACGGUAGCUAUGCAGACUCCAUGUCUGAUCACUUUAAGGGCAUCCAGACUGACUCCUACCACACCUUCACUGGACCAACGGACACACCAGCAUUACCCACCAUCAAAGAACCGGACCUGGAGCCAGAAUUGGACGAGUACCGGGGUUUUUUGAAGCCCUCUGAAAGCUUCAUCCCGCCCAGGCCACGGACUCCCAUAGACAGACAGGACAGUCUUGGGUUUCAGGACCGGAGGAUGGUGGAUAAUGAGUUGUAUACGUUCAAAAGUACAGGAGACUUUAACACUAUCAGGUUAUCAGGGGCGGAUAUGGACCCACAGCCGCCCAUAGACACAGUGACAGAGGAGCUGUAGCGGGACGUCCCAUCUACAGUUCUACAUCAGGUUAAGAUAUAAAGGAAUUGUUUUAGUAGUUCAAUUUAAAGUGCCUUUUCAUGUCAAGUUAAGUUUGUUUUGCUCUAGUACAGAUAUAUUGUAAAAGCUGUCCAAACAUCGCUUUUUCUGUCCUCAUCUAAUUAUGACAUUUUCUUUUUAUCCUCUGCCAACCAGGAAGUGCGCUAUUAGCAUACUAGUUGUUAAAAUUAUAGCAAAACUCGACUCUGGCCUCUGAAUGUUGUGAAAUACGCUUAUAAACUCACCGUGCUCAAUGAUCUGGGUGCUAAAAAUGCAUUAGGAAAGUGGUCCAGUUUUAAUUGUUUAAAAGUUUAAAAGUGAGGUACAGUGCCUUUUCAUUUAAUUUAAAGGAUUUAUCUAGUUUUAUGAGAGGUAGUGCAGGACGUGAUUAUCAGAAAGACUAAUAAUUUAUUGACUUAUAAUCCUGAUCAGUCCCCAAUUAUAUCUGAGACAAAAGAUGAACAUAAUUUGAAAUAAUAAUUAUUUAUUUAUUAAAAAAAUGAAAACAACUUAUAUUCUAGAAUAAUGCUUAUAUUCGUACUAAUUGCAUAAACUAUCAAUGAUUAUGUUUUCAGGUAGACAUCAGUUUUAGGUUGACCCAAAAUCAUGUUGGGUGGGACAACGGUGUAGCUAGAGACUGACAGAGACCAUUCACUCACACUUUGUUUAACCGAGGCAGUUCUGAGUAUCAAAUUUGCUAAAAACAUUAUGAACAUUUUAAUAAAUGGUUUCUGAAACUUUCUUAUACACCUUGAAUUGAACUACUAAAAUAUGAGGAAUGUUUUCUUCUACACUCCUAUGCAUUGAUGUAGGACUGAAACUGAAAUUGAGCUGUGGACUUUUUGAAUGUAUUUAGGUGAUUUUAAAAAAAAAUUAUGUUUAGUUUUAUUAAAUCUUCCUGGAACAAGGGACUUUUGUUUUUUUAUAAUGUCAAUAUUAGUUUCAUUUUUGGUUUUAUGUAAAUAUAAUUUUAGUUUUUGGAAUAAAUGUCUAAGAUUGUUUUUUUUACUGACACAUUUUGUUGUCCUUGGCGCUCAAAGGCUACAUUUUAAGGUAGUGGUACGUUUUUGACCAAAUGAAUUUCAAACAUGAAAACAAUGAGGUUUUGGGCUGACUGCAGAUCCAAUGUGGAAACCAAACCAGGAUGUACCAUAAAAGGGCCGUGUGUUUCUCAACAAUAUGAAAACCAAAUUUACAUUUGCAUUUACUUGCAUGAACUCGCUCUCAGAAUCUUCUAGAUUUUUCCUUUAGCAACAAGAC